GUUCGAUCGAUCCUUCAUAAGCAACAAGAGAAGAGGCAGCAGCGAGGAACGAACCAAGCAGCUGAUUGAUCGAUUCAUCGAAGAAGGUGGUCAUGGACCGACUGCUACCCGAUGUAGUGCUCGCGGACGUCCUCGGCCGUCUCCCGCAGCGAAGUCUCGCCGUUUCGCGCGCCGUCUGCAAGUGUUUGCGCGACAUCAUCGACGAUCUCAGCCUGCUACGUGCGGACCUGCUCCCGCUGUCGCUAGGCAAGAUCUUCACCAACUUCAAGGCCAUGGAACUCUCGGAAUUCUUCUAUCCCGUCAACGACCCGACGGCAAUCUCACGCAGCUGCCUCCUUGGUAUAAUUGACGACCACUGUAAUGGCCUUGUCUUGAUUAAAUACAUUGACCACUUUGUGAUGAAUCCUAUCACACGACAAUGGGUGCUUUUGCCCCCGCCGCCGCCCCCGUCGACGGAGAUGAAGGACUUCUACCAAAACGGGGCCAAGUAUCUUGUGUUUGAUCCCACUGUCGCGCCAGACUAUGAGGUCUUCUUGAUUCCCCAUGUUCCAGGGAGAGAUACGUUGGGUCUUUUGUCGCUGGAAUUGGAAUGGCCACCAUCGCCAUUUAUCUUGUCAGUUUAUUCAUCAACAAGUAAGCAUUGGGAGCAGAGGCCCUUUGUUCGGAAAGGGGACGCCAUAGGGUCUAUUGGUCAUAUUCUACAAAGUGAAAAAGAGAGAGAGAAGCACUACGGUGUUUACCUGCGUGGAGCACUUUAUGUGCAUUGCCAGAAUGAUUAUUUCUACAAAAUAUCACCCUCAAACGGCGAGUACCAAGUAAUCAAGCCACCGCCAGGUAUUGAGACAAGCAAUCACCGUCAAGUUUAUUUGGGCAAAUCACGGAACGAGAGACAAGACAAUCUACAAGUCGACGGCCCAUGGUCUUCACAAGAAUAUUAUUAUGAUGAUGCUGGCCAUGAUCACAUGAAGAAAGCACCACAAGAGUAUUGUUAUGAUUACUUUAGCAUACAUAAUGAGGAAGGACCAGCCGCUGAGGGAACUCGACUUGCUUUUCUCGGAUUCCAUCCUUUCAACAAAGAUGUCGUCUUCUUGACGGACACAUCAGAACAAGGAUUUGCCUAUCAUCUUGAGAGCUCUACAGUUGAGCACUUAGAAAAGCUAAACCCAAUGACCGAAUCUGUCUAUUACAACCCCCGAACAUUUGUAGAAGUGUCUUUUCCUUUCACGCCUUGUUUGACAGGAGAAUUAUCGUAAGAUAUGUAACUUGUUAUAAAUUCAUGAUGAACUGUUCACAUAA
Molecule: messenger RNA, 1296 nt
Organism: Triticum aestivum (bread wheat)
Lineage: Eukaryota; Viridiplantae; Streptophyta; Magnoliopsida; Poales; Poaceae
Exons: 2
Coding region: 93-1253 (386 amino acids)
Molecular function (GO): protein binding
Source: RefSeq, a predicted model, not a curated record